AUGCGAGAGCAGAGACGCGGUUCACCACCUCGUCGUGUGAGGGGGAGACCUCGUCGCGAGGAAGUUCGUCGCAAGCAGCCUGAGCAACUGACUCCUCCUCCGCCACCUCCUCCUCCUUCUUCUCCAACGCCUUCGCUGCCUACUCCGCCAUCCUCACUUUUGCAGCAAGGCACUUCGGAGAACUCCUCGAUCCUUGCAGAAAAAAGAUCACCGCAGCCUCAGAGGACAGUUACUCACAGAGAUUGGCGGCGUUUGAUCCGCAACGUCGACAACAUUCGGCAAUGGAAGGACGAUUUGCAAGAGCAGCUUGACUACCUCCGUCAUGAGCAGCAGGACGAGGGAGUGCGAGAGACGGAGGCCGUAGCGGAAUUCAAGCAUUUCUCAGCAGCGGUGAGAGAGGUCGCAAUUCCGGACCAUAUGAAGAAUCUCGUCCUGAAUCCUACAGCGAAAAGACGGAUCCAAAGGAUCACCUUCUAUAUUUCAACACGAAGAUAG
Molecule: messenger RNA, 495 nt
Organism: Lotus japonicus
Lineage: Eukaryota; Viridiplantae; Streptophyta; Magnoliopsida; Fabales; Fabaceae
Product: CASP-like protein 4A1
Exons: 1
Coding region: 1-495 (164 amino acids)
Source: RefSeq, a predicted model, not a curated record